AUGCAGACUGAUCUUCAGAAGGGCCAGAUGCCGUUCCAGUUAUCAAACCCGGAUUUUCUACACAACCAGGUCUACAUCAACGGAGAAUGGAAACAGUCUGUCUCUGACAAAGCAUUUCCAGUUCAAGACCCAGACAGUACGCCAGACGACGCCGAUGCGGCCGUGAAGGCUGCACAUGCCUCGUUCAAAUCUUACUCGCAACUGAAUCCACGAAAACGCGCUGAACUCCUAGGGUCCUGGCACCGCUUGCUUGUCUCUUCACGGGAUGACCUGGCAAAGAUUCUUGUCCAUGAGACCGGAAAACCAUUGUCUGAGGCAUACGGCGAGCUCGAUUACGGGAUCAGCUUUACCUGGUGGUUUACGGGAGAGGCAGAUCGCAUCCAAGGCUCGACGUUUACUAGCGCCGCGCCGAAUAGGCGUGCUAUAACGAUUAAGCAACCCAUCGGGGUAGCAGUCGCGAUGGUACCGUGGAAUUUCCCUAUUGCGCUGGUCCUGCGGAAAGCUAGUGCCGCCCUGGCCGCCGGUUGCACGAUGGUGAUCAAACCUUCCCCCGAGACUCCAAUUACAGCACUGUGUUUAGCUGAACUAGCCACGCAAGCUGGCUUUCCUCCUGGCGCGCUCAACGUGUUGACGACCAGCGCGGAGAACACCCCGGCUGUAUCGAGAGCGCUCUGCACCCACCCACUCGUGAAAAAGGUCAGCUUCACGGGGAGCACUCAGGUGGGAAAGAUUGUGGCAGAGCUUUGUGCUAGCGGUCUUACCAAGUCGACUCUCGAGUUAGGCGGGAAUUGUCCUUUCAUCGUCUUUGACGAUGCGGACCUCGAUCAUGCCGUGGAUGAGUUGAUCGCUCUCAAAUGGAGACAUGCGGGCCAGGCAUGCAUUACCGCUAAUCGCGUGUUCGUUCAACGAGGCGUAUAUGAGGAAUUUAUCGACCGAGUUGUCCAUCGCACGCGCUCGCUGGUUGUCGGACAUGGAAUGGACGCCAAGACCACGAUGGGCCCAGUGACUGUGCCUAGAAGUCUAGAUAAGGUUGAAGCAAUCGCUUCAGAUGCCAUCCGAAAAGGAGCGAAAUUACUUCUCGGAUCAGGGCAGAGGCGGAUAAGCCAUGAAACAAAAAGUGUUGAUUCAUGUGCCGGAUACUUCAUGGAUCCCACCAUCUUGAUCGACAUGACAGACGACAUGUUAAUGAGCCAGGAGGAGGUCUUCGGUCCGCUCCUUGGGUUUUAUCCAUUCACGUCAGAGGCAGAGGUCACCAAGCGUGCAAACGACACUACAUUCGGCCUCGCGAGCUACGUGUUUACCGAAAACGUCAAUCGGCUAUGGAGAAUGAUGGAGAAGCUGGAAGCAGGCAUGAUCGGUUUGAAUGCGGGCAAUGGAUCAGCAACAGAAGCCCCUUUUGGAGGCAUCAAGGAUAGUGGAUGGGGCAAAGAAAGUGGGAAAGAUGUCGCGGUUGACGAGUUCAUGAUCAGCAAAACAGGCACACUGAGGAUCCGGCAGGAGGACUGA
This is a messenger RNA of Aspergillus terreus NIH2624, 1506 nucleotides long. RefSeq names its product NAD-dependent succinate-semialdehyde dehydrogenase. Gene Ontology annotation, molecular function: succinate-semialdehyde dehydrogenase (NAD+) activity. Bases 1 to 1506 code for a protein of 501 amino acids. Lineage: Eukaryota; Fungi; Ascomycota; Eurotiomycetes; Eurotiales; Aspergillaceae. The record is from RefSeq and is a predicted model, not a curated record. The transcript is spliced from 3 exons.